AUGGUUCCGCCACCAACGGAGAAGUCGUUGUGGAGGGCGUGGCCGUACAUUGCCGUGUGGAUGGUGCUCAGCACCGCUCUGAUCUUCAUGAACAGCGACAUCCUCAACAACAGGAUGAAGUACCCAGCGCUCCUCACAGCCUGGCACAUGGCGGUAAGUUCCGUCUUGGUGCGGGUCUUGCACUACACGGCCCCAGCGCACCUGGGCCUCUUCAGCGAGGAGCAGCCAGAGGUAUCCUUGAACACGGUGCUGACGAAGCUGAUGCCUAUCGCGGCGCUCUUCUCCGCCGCGCUCGCCAUGGGGAACCGCGCGUACCUCUACUGCUCCAUCGCCUUCAUUCAGAUGGUGAAGGCAUCGCACGGGGUCACGACAUACCUGCUCAACACGUUGGUCGGGGCCGAGCUGUUCAUGUGGAGCAAGCUCCGGCUUGUCUCCUUGGUGUGUUUUGGAGUGAUGUUGGCCGUGACAGGCGAGCUCGAGUUCCACGUGGUCGGGUUCCUCUGCCAGUGCUUCUCGUCGGUCUCGGAGUGCACGCGGGUUGUCCUCAUCGGGUUGCUUCUCAACAAGAGCGGCCUGAAGAUGGACCCCUUGACCGCCCUCUCCUACUACGCCCCCAUGUGCCUGGUAUUUCUGGUGCCGUUUGCGAUGCUGACGGAGAUGCCGUCUGAUUGGAGCUCCUUCGCGGCGGAAUUCCGGGAGGAGGUAGGCUUCGGCUUACUCAUCUUGAACGGGCUGGUCGCCUUCGCUCUCAAUGUGUCGGUGGUGUUGCUCAUCAACGCUACUAGCCCAGUGCUUUACAUUCUGUGCGGCGUGAUGAAAGACAUUGUCAUAAUCUUGGGCUCCAUCCUGGCCUUGCACACGCCCGUGGCCCCACAGCAGAUCCUCGGCUACAUCGCAGCAGUGGUAGGCAUCCAGUUGUUCAACCUCGUGUCCAAGAAUCCCGACGUGUUCGAGGCCCACGGUCUCGUCCGCGGCGUCUGGGAAGUGGUGCAGCAAUGGAAGGACCCGAAGCCGGAGCUACCGCUGCUGCCCUUGCAGAAGAGCGACAAUGAGUCCCUGAUGUCGGGCAGCACCCAGGAGGGUGCGUCGGGCACGUCCGAGUCUCUCGAGUAG
This is a messenger RNA of Prorocentrum cordatum, 1113 nucleotides long. The record is from the annotation of a GenBank genome assembly. NCBI's taxonomy places the organism in Eukaryota, Dinophyceae, Prorocentrales, Prorocentraceae.